Molecule: messenger RNA, 1623 nt
Organism: Zingiber officinale
Lineage: Eukaryota; Viridiplantae; Streptophyta; Magnoliopsida; Zingiberales; Zingiberaceae
Product: basic leucine zipper 63-like
Exons: 6
Coding region: 137-1393 (418 amino acids)
Biological process (GO): regulation of DNA-templated transcription
Molecular function (GO): DNA-binding transcription factor activity
Source: RefSeq, a predicted model, not a curated record
ACUUGUCUGAGAAAGGAGCGAAGACCAGCGCGAUCAAAACUGAUUUUUCUUCCUCUUCGUUCUUCUUCAUCUUCGGUUUACAAGAUCACAGGGAGAAGCGAGAGGGUCAUUGAGAGAGAGAUCGGAAAGGAUAGAGAUGGAGAGGGCCUUUUCGUUGGAAGAGUUCAACGAUUGCUUCUGGGCAUCCUCUCCCUUGCCUACGCCGUCGGGGAUUCCUCUGCAAGCUGGAGAAGGAGGAGUAGGAGGGGAAGAUGGCGGCAUCAACAGGAGCGCCUCCGAGUGGUGUUUCGAGAAGUUUUUCCUCGACGUCUUUGAUGGGGGCAAUGCUAACCCCGCAUCGGCUUCCGCCCACGACCCUAACCUUAACGUUAGUCGCAACUAUGACAGUAUUCUUGCCCCCAAUUCUGGCGCUUCCUCCUCCUUGGAGGCGGCGAACGUUUGUGGUAGUAAGGGGGAGUUGGGACGAGUUGGGCACCAUGAAUUGGGGGAGAUGAAGGCACCAGUCGCGCCGCAGUCGUCCAAUCCGGUGGAAUUGGUUGAUCCUGGGGAGUACCAGGCGCUUCUCAAGAAAAAACUGGACAUUAUCUGUGCUGCUGUGGCAAUGUCUCGGGGCUCUGGUGUGAAGAUACAGGAUUCUGCUUCUGUUGCUGAUAGUAGGUCACCUAUUUCAGAUGUUACCCCGCCUGGUUCUCAACUGCACUCAAAAGUUACCCAAGGGAGGCAAGCUGCUAGCAAUUCAUCAGGAGAGCAGUCAGAUGAGGAUGAUGAUCUUGAAGGAGAAGUAGAAACCAACAAUAUGGACCCUUCUGAUACAAAACGAAUGAGGAGAAUGAUUUCAAACCGAGAAUCUGCAAGACGAUCAAGGAGAAGAAAGCAAACACAAAUGAGUGAGCUUGAAGAACAGGUCUCACAAUUAAGAGUUGAACACUCAUCCCUACUGAAUCAUCUAACUGGCAUUAAUAAGAAGUAUAGUGACGCUUCGGUUGAUAAUAGAAUUCUAAAAGCAGAUUUGGAGACUCUUAGAGCAAAGGUGAAAAUGGCAGAAGAAUCUUUGAAGAGGGCAACCGGAGCGAAUCCUUUAUACCCUGUCAUCUCUGAGAUGCCGAGCAUCGGUUUACCCUUCUCUCCGAACACAGCUAACCCAACCUCCAACAUGGUACUUCCUUUCCAAGAAGGGAUAAAUCACUUCUUCCAAGCCCCAAUGCAUGUUCAAGAUGUUCCUCAUGGUGUUGUUGCAGCUCCUGCAACACAGAUUGGCCUCAUUACUUCCAUGCAACAACAAGCACCUUCUCCAGAAGAUCAGAAACCCAUCUGCAGUGGGCCAAUCUCAUGCUCCCCCCUGCAAUGGAACACAACUGUAUGGUCUCCCGAGGCCUCAAUCUCCGAUAAGUAGAUCCACUCCUAUUAUGUAUGGCAACUAAAGAAAAACUCCUAACUUAUGCUUCUAAGCUAUGCCAUCAGCAUCAUCGUCUGUUUUAUUCCGUAUCGAUGAUACUCUCUUUUAAAUUGCUGUUAAGUUUGCCUGCUUUUGUAGGCCUCAGGACAUCUUAUCUUUUGAUGUCAAAAGGCUGAAAUGUAAUAAUCUUUUUAUCGACGUUGCCAAGGUGAUUCUUCUUCCCAGUC